AUGGGAGGGGAUCAAAAACUUUCCAAUGUUGAUAGGGAUAUAGAGGAACUGCUCAACAUACUUAGCUCAUUGUGUGAGGAACAUGGAACGACCAUUCCAAAGUUAAACAGGUCACUGGAGAUUCUGAAGACGAUUAAGGAGGAAGUAAAAGAUCUUCAGGUGUCUUCAGAUCAGGAUACUAUAUCCACAUUGGAUCUAAAAGACUUAGAUGUACCUUGGAAAAAGAUCGGGGCAGGAAAUUUUGGAAGCGUAUUCAAAACAACCUGGAAAAGUUCCGCAACUGUGGCUAUAAAAGUUUUAAAAGAGCAAGCAAAACAUCAGGCUCGUGAAUCCAAGCUUCUGCGAUAUCUAAGCCAUGAAAAUAUUAUAGCUUAUAGAGGGAUGGGAUAUAUCCAGUCAAAGGAGGAAUUGAAGCGCAUAUUGGGCGUCAAGGACGAUGGCGAGGUAUUUCAGACACCGUGUAUGUUUUUUGUUAUGGAAUUCAUUCCUACAAAUCUAUAUCGAUACAUCGUUCAACUAGAGAGCCACGAGAGACAGGGUCUUUCACUUGGAAAGGCAUGGGAUAUUGGAAAGCAAAUCGCCAGCGCACUAAGUUACUUGCAUUCGGAAGGAAUUGUGCAUAGGGACUUGAAGCCAGACAACAUCUUGAUUCAGGGAUAUGUGAACAAAUUCAUUAUCAAAAUCGCAGACUUCGGUUUGGCGUGGAAGAAUGAUCAGAUUGACAAACAACAAACAAGAUACGGUUCGGUGAUGUCUAGCAGCAACACAAUGUCCGAAAUAAGUGAAUACAUAAACAUAAGAUGGGGACCUCCAGAAUUCCGGUCCUCUUCGGAAAGCAGUAAAAGUCAUACCAUUAUCGACUACCAGAAGGGCGAUAUUUACUGUUUUGGCUUAAUCAUGUUGUUCACAAUAUCUGGCUUAAAACCUUUAGCGGAACUUUCAUCUUCUAGCAUACAGGAUGAAAUAGACCUUCCAUCAGCAUCCAUUCCGACGAAUUAUAUCACGAAUUCUAAAGACAUUGUCGGAAAAUGUAUUAUAGAAUGCACGAAUGAGAUACCUGAGGUAAGACCCACUGCUGAAGAUGUGAUUCAAAAAUAUUAUAGAGGGAAGAACCCGUACCUUUCAGAAGCAGAUGAAGGAGAGUUAUUUUCCUGUGGAUUUAUGGAUAAGACUGACAUAUUCGUCGCGGACUCUUGCACAGAUGAAGACGCUACUCAGACUGGCUAUUUUGAAUCGGAAUUUCGACCAACUGGAUACCAACACGAGGACUUGAAUUGUCCAAUCCAAGUGGAGUCCAGGCCUUGCAGGGAGAGAUAUGAAAAUUGGGACAAAGAAGAAGACUAUACCGCAAAUUACCAAGAAUUCAACAAGCAGGCAAAAGCUAAAAUAAUCGACAACAAUCCAACCGUAGCAUUAAAACGUCUAGUUUUGGCCCGUCCUGGCGAAGACGAAUGUCAAAGGGUCGAAAUGUUUUUUAAGCAGUCAGAGUACGUUCAUCACAGAGCUAUGAGAAAAAUCUGGAUGAGCCUUAGCGAUCAACAAAAGCGAGAUGCCAUUCCAAAUAAAGGAGAUGUGAAUCCUUAUUUCAGCAAUACAUUUGGACUACAUGUAGCCAUUCUGACAAAUGAAGGUCCAGGAAAACCCCAAUUCUUCGUUUUUCCCCAGCGUGCAAAACGUGAAGGAAUGUCAGCCCCAGGAGCUUUUACAUGUGGAGCGGUUGAGAGCGCAUCGACCCCGGAUAUUCAAGGAGAGGGAAAUUCAAGAACAGUAAAUCUUGUCAAUACGGCAAUUCGUGGUCUACGUGAAGAACUUGGUCUUGAAUUAACUGACUCCGACGCAGAAGCAGUCUGUUUGACCACGAUAUAUCUGAAAACCGAUACCCAUGAAUGGGGACUUUGCGGAUUUGUUGAUCUUACAGAUAACAGAAUUAAGCCUGAACAUCGAAUCAGUGCAGAUAAUUUAAAAGAUCGUUUCUCUAGUGGUCCCAAAGACAAAUUUGAGCACCAGACAUUAACCUUUGUUAAGUUUACGUUAGAAGACAUGGUGGAUUUUGUCUUUGAAAAUCAUGAUAACUUUGCUAGUUCCGCUAAACUAGUCGUUGUGAAGGUGCUGCAAGCAUUUUUUGGAUGGUCUAGGGUACAGAGAGAGUUUGAAUCUCGAAAGGUUACCUCAGAAAAAUAAGAAAUAUAUAUAGACAAUUUAUAUUAAUGGAACAUAAAUACAUUGUAGUCUUUAGUGUGACAGUAGAUUCAAAUACACUAGACAAAAUUGCUAACGCACCACCAAAGAAAAUUAAUAUUUUACUUUUCAAAACUUGUUUAAUGUGAUGUAUAUGAAUUUAUCAUAUACUUAUUAGUAAAUACACCGAUUCUGCACUGCGCGGUACGGUUGACGUCACAAUACCCCAUAUCAAGGACCAGUCCGAAAAUCCAUAUCACGUAUCGGACCGGCGGGCAGAAAUCCGUAUCAAACCGGAAGUAACGUUUGUAUAAAGUUUAAAAGUUAAUCAACUUGAUUUUAUUUAAAUAUACAUGUGAAAUAAUUCUUUACUAACAUUUAUGUGGACUUAAUUUGUUUCAGAGACAUAAAAUUGGCUC
Molecule: messenger RNA, 2597 nt
Organism: Saccostrea echinata
Lineage: Eukaryota; Metazoa; Mollusca; Bivalvia; Ostreida; Ostreidae
Product: serine/threonine-protein kinase 10-like
Exons: 1
Coding region: 1-2181 (726 amino acids)
Biological process (GO): peptidyl-serine phosphorylation; autophagy
Cellular component (GO): cytoplasm
Molecular function (GO): ATP binding; protein serine/threonine kinase activity
Source: RefSeq, a predicted model, not a curated record